Messenger RNA from Suncus etruscus (white-toothed pygmy shrew), 2180 nucleotides. RefSeq names its product NAD kinase (gene NADK). The record is from RefSeq and is a predicted model, not a curated record. Gene Ontology annotation, biological process: NADP+ biosynthetic process; NAD+ metabolic process. NCBI's taxonomy places the organism in Eukaryota, Metazoa, Chordata, Mammalia, Eulipotyphla, Soricidae. Gene Ontology annotation, molecular function: NAD+ kinase activity. Bases 74 to 1414 code for a protein of 446 amino acids. The transcript has 11 exons.
GCCCGGGGGCGGCCCGGCGGGCGCCCGCCAGAGCCAGCGGUCUCCCCUGAGCUCCCAAACGUCGGCUGCAGAGAUGGAGCGAGAGCGGCUCAGCGGGAGUAAAGAGCUGAGUGCGGCCACUGCCUACCGCUGCUCCGCCUGCGAUGGGGCCGAGGACUGGGCUCUGGGCCACCCUGUGCGCGGCCGGCCCAAGUGCCGCAGUCUGUCGGCCUCGCCCGCCCUUGCUGGCACCAAGGAGUUCAGGAGGACCCGGUCGCUGCACGGGCCCAGCCCAGUGACCACGUUUGGACCAAAGGCCUGUGUGCUGCAGAACCCCCAGGCCAUCAUGCAUAUCCAGGACCCUGCGAGCCAGCGGCUGGCCUGGAACAAGCCCCCGAAGAGCGUGCUGGUGGUGAAGAAGCUCCAUGACUCCAGCCUGCUGCAGCCCUUCAAGGAGCUGUGUGCCUACCUGACGGAGGAGAACGACAUGAUCGUGUAUGUAGAGAAGAAAGUGCUCGAGGACCCCGCCAUCGUCAGCGACGACCACUUUGGGCCAGUGAAGAAGAAGUUCUGCACCUUCCGAGAAGAUUACGACGACAUUUCCAACCAGAUUGACCUCAUCAUCUGCCUGGGCGGCGAUGGCACCCUGCUCUACGCCUCCUCCCUCUUCCAGGGCAGUGUGCCCCCCGUCAUGGCCUUCCACCUGGGCUCCCUGGGCUUCCUGACGCCCUUCAGCUUCGAUGACUUCCAGCCACAGGUCAUGCAGGUCAUCCAGGGGAAUGCUGCAGUGGUUCUGCGGAGCCGCCUGAAGGUCCGUGUGGUGAAAGAGCUCAGGGCAAAGCCCGCAGCCGUCUCCAAUGGGCUGGGCGAGCACCUUGGUGAUCACAGGGCGCUGGCGGCCACCCUGGAUGUGGAGCUGGGCAAGCAGGUGAUGCAGUACCAGGUGCUGAACGAGGUGGUGAUCGACAGGGGCCCCUCCUCCUAUCUGUCCAAUGUGGACGUCUACCUGGAUGGGCACCUCAUCACCACAGUACAGGGCGACGGUGUGAUCGUGUCUACGCCCACGGGUAGCACGGCUUACGCGGCGGCUGCCGGUGCCUCCAUGAUUCACCCCAACGUGCCAGCCAUCAUGAUCACUCCCAUCUGCCCGCACUCGCUAUCCUUCCGGCCCAUCGUGGUCCCUGCCGGUGUGGAGCUUAAGAUCAUGUUGUCCCCAGAAGCAAGGAACACUGCUUGGGUGUCCUUUGACGGACGGAAGCGACAGGAGAUACGCCAUGGAGACAGCAUCAGCAUCACCACGUCUUGCUACCCACUGCCCUCCAUCUGCGUGCGGGACCCUGUGAGCGACUGGUUCGAGAGCCUGGCCCAGUGUCUGCACUGGAACGUGCGCAAGAAGCAGUCGCAGUUCGAGGAGGAGGAGGAGGAAGAGGCCUAGCUGGAGGCUGCCCAUCUCCACAGCGGCUCCUUAGCACUUGAGAUCUGACUUUCUGCGUUUCUAAGUGAGGGGUCAGGCCAGCAGGAGCUGCAGCUUCUGUGCCCCCCACCCCCCCAGAGUCUUUUCUUUGAAUCAGUCUAUUGAAUCUGAGGGCUCGGGCUGUCUGUGGUGGGAGAAUAAACUCAGCCUCAAUUCCUACCACUACGAUGAUACCCCAAACCUGCACCCCCCUCGUGCCACUCGAGGGGUGCUGAAGGACUUGACACCAGAGCGAUCUGAGGUGGACAGGUCCGGGGCUAUGGCUGCCGCCUGCUUGCCCCAAGGGCUCCUGGGAAAGGCAAUGUGCUGAAGGCUGGUUGGUCAGUGAUGCUCUUCUCCGGGUGCUAGGUAUUUGGGGCUCCCUUCGUCCCACGGAGCACACGUCUGCACAUGUGUCCUGGGGCCUAGCAGAGACCACAUUUCCAGAGCUGCUGUGGGCCCCGCCGGGCGGGUUUACCCACCAGUGACCCUGGGUCUGCAGGCAGGGUGCCCCAGGAGGGCCCUUGUCUUCGCCCGAUUCGGGUGGACAGGUCAGGGGUCAGCAGAGCCAGCCCCACUCCAAGCGUGCCGACCACUGCCUGCACCUCGCCCAGAAAGUGCGCAGGCCCCCAGUGCGUCCACGGCCCAGCACUCUGUGCCCACACUGUCAAUAUCUCGAAAGUUUGUUCGAUGUUGAAAAGCUUUAUCACUAUUUUCUGAUUCUUUCAAUAAACAGACUUGUUUAAAA